UGGAGCAGAGUGAGCGAGGAGAUCCAGGCGCUGCUGUCCCCCAGCUCCCAGCUGGGACCCCAGGGUCCAGGAACAUCAGGGGGACAGCACGCUUGAUCCCCCUGGACUCAGCUGGAGCAUAUGGAGAGCAGACAGCUUUCCUUCCCCACGGGAGAAAACGGAAAGGGAAAAGAGGUCUUUGGACGCUGCUCCUCUGCCUGCCUGGACAAGAUAAAUUCCUGCAAAAUCCUCCUUGGAGACGUGUAUCCUCCAGGUGAAUCCCUGCGGCUGGGUCUCUGAAAGCUGCACUCCCGUGGCUCCUGUCUCAUUCUUCUGCUUGCAAGAGGAGUAAAACUGGGCUUGUGCCUGACACGUGGCCGCCUGCCCUCUUGGACACUGCCCGUGCUCCAAGGGACGCGGCCGGAGAGAAGCCAGCCCCCCGGCCAUGCUGACAGGGUUUGAAAGGCCCUGGAGUGCCAGUGAAGGGAAGUGGCAAAGAUGCUAAAGGCAACGCUGCGGCAGCCCUGCCUGCAAACCCAGCCCGACUGCCCCCCACCCGGCGAGGCUGCGCAGAACCUGUGUGUCUGCAGGAUGGCCGAGGGGGACACCGAGGGGGACACUGGCUGUUGGCAGGAGAUGGAGAGCAGAGGGGGACAGAGGUGCCAUCAGCUCCGGGGUGCUCCCACCUCCCAGCCAGUCGAGCAGGAGGGAUGGACAGGGCUGGUGGGAGGGAAGACAAGCGGGAGCUGCCGGCAGGAGCCAGGGGUGCUCAACAGGGACGCGCUGGUUCCCGCACUGGAUGGCAGCAACCUGGCCUCAGCAACUGAACUCACAGCCCCUCCAGAAUGCCCCAGCUCUGCCCCAGAGCUGCCUCCCCCAGCAGCCAGCCCUGUGGCUGACGACAGCCAGGAGUGGAAAGUGGUGAAGAUCCAGCGGGUCAUCAUCAACCCCACCAGCGAGCUAAGGAAAGUGGGUCUCUCCCGCAGUGCCAGCCUCUCCGAGAAGGAGCUGAAGGAGGCGAAGGCACGAAGCCGGAAGAUCGCGGCGCAGCUCACCACGGCACCCAGCCCCAGCUCCAAGGGCGUCCUGCUCUUCAACCGCCGCAAGCAGCGUGUUGAUGGGCUCACCGGGGCCGGGCAUGGCGGGGGGCUGCUGCUGAGCCCUGCACCCCGGCCUCGGCAAGCAGCCAUGGAGGAGGGCGAGGGGCAGGAGACGAAGCCAGAGCCAGGCACCUCGGGAGAGGAGCUGCGCGUGAACACCUCCCCAUGCCGGGAGCCUGCCGAGGUGCAGCAGGUCCCCCUUAGCAUCUAUCUGAAGGAGAACAUGGCAUCAGCUGCCACCAACGGCGUGCAGGAGCAGGCGACUGGCGGGAUGCAGAGUGGGGUGGGGGUGCUCAGGGAUGCGGGAGCCCCCGCAGGGCCAAGGACAGUGGCUCUCGCCCCACUGCAGAGCCCCGAGGAGGGGAAGAAUGGCAAAGUGCCCAGCGAGGUGCCCAGCAAGGCGCCCAGCGACAUGCCCAACGAUCCGGCAGGGACAGCCACAGGGAGAGCAUCCCCGGCUGGCCAGAGGCAGAAUGGGGUGCAGGGCCGGCAGUACUACGAGGUUCAUCUCACUCUGGCCAAGCCCAAGCCUGUGAAGAACCGGACGGCCAGACCCUUUGGCAUCCAGGCAUCCCCCGCCAGCAGCCCACCCACGGAGGGAACCCCCGUCCCCAAGCUGCCCCCGCCACCCACCUAUGCAGAGACCCUGAGCAGCCCCCCACCGCUCACCCGUGUCUGCUCACCCCCUGCCUACUCGGCCCUGUACCCGCUCCGGGAGCAGAAGAUGCUGCCAGGUCCCCCCCUGAGCUGUGGGGUGAGUGGACCAAACCCCCUGCCCAAAACAGGGAUCUUGGAGGAGUCGGCUGCUCGGAGAGGCAGCAAAAAGUCCAUGUUCACCUUCGUUGAGAAGCCAAAGCUGGGCCCCAACCCGGAUCUGCUGGACCUGGUCCAGAGCGCAGACAGCAGGAAGAAGCAGAAGGAGCAGGGCAAGCCCAGUGCUGAGGACGAGCCCUUUGCACUCGGGGCUGAAGCUGCCAACUUUGUCCCCAACAGCACGCCCGGGGAUGGGCAGCACCUCCCACCAGCUGACAAUGCUCCGGCGUGGUCCUCCUGCCUCAAGUCUCCCACCAUCCAGCCCAAGCCAAAGCCACAGCCCAGCCACAACCUCAGUGAAGCCAGAGGGAAGGGGGCCGAGCUCUUCGCCCGCCGGCAGUCCAGGAUGGAGAAGUUCAUCAUCGAGGCUCCCUCCCAGCCUGAGCUGCUGCGGUCCCCAUCGCCCACCAUGUCCCUGCCUCCCUCCUGGAAGUACGAUGCCAAUGCUUGCCUGUCACCCAUGGUCUCCAGGCACCCUUCCAAGAGUCCUUCCAGACCCUCCAAAACCCCCCCAGCCUCUCUGUAUGGCAGCAACCUGAUGGAGAACGAGGUCUCCCAGAAGGAGCUAGAGAUCUCUAAGCACCAGCCCUAUCAGCUCCAGUCUUCACUCUUCAUCCUCUCCCCAUCCAAGGGGCCGACGAGCUCCGUGCCCUGCGAGAUGCCUCCACCCAGACCCUCUCUUCCCAAUGCCUACCCCUACCCCCAGCAAACCUCCUGCCCGACCUCUCCAUUGCCUCCUUCCCCGGUCUGGCAUCCCCCCACCAUGCCCAGUGCUGGCCAGACCACCUCCAGCCCCUUCCCCAGCACCGCCGCUCUGCCUCUGACUCGUCCUGAAGCCGAGGUGCUGCUGGGCUCCCCAUGCCGCCCGCUGCCACCUCGGGCCAAGGGGGGCUUCCAGGCGCCCCGACCCUCCUAUUCCACCAGGAACGCUGGCAUCGAGCCACAGGAAAGGCGGUCGUCCCUCCCUGCAUCACCUACCUGGACGCCCCGGCUGUCGCGGCGCCUGGGCAGUCUGGACGGCUGGGCCAGCCCGGCCUCGGUGCCCGAGCUGGAUGAGGGGCCCCCCAUGUCCCCAGCGUGGAGCGAGAGGUCCCUGUCCCCGCUGCGGCAGGACAUUGACCCCCGGGCCAGCCGGCAGAUGCAAGCGCGGCUCGCCAGGAACAUCAUCAACGCUGCCCGGAGGAAGAGCUCGUCUCCCAAAGCCGUGGGGCCGGAGGGGUCCCGGCCAUUCACCCCCAUUCCCACUGGCCCCCCUAGUCUGCCCCAGUCCCCUCGGCUGGCGCGGCUGGAGAGCUCCAGAGCCCCGGCACUGCAAGCUGCCAGCAACAUCCUGGGGAGCAUGUGCAGCCCCUCGCCCACCCACAAAUGCCCCCUGCAAUCACCCCAGGCAGAUGGCCCCCAGUUUUGUGCCUCCCCUGGGAUGCCCCGAGCUGCUUGGGCAGAGAGUGGCCGGCUCCUGCUGCCACCCAGCGCGUCCUCCUGCCCUGUCCCCAGGCUGUCCCCCAGCCCCAAGAGCCCCCUGCCAUCCCCCAUGGUAGACGGGCAGUCCCUGGCCAAGCGCUGCACCUCCCGGUCCCCGACAGACUCGGAUGUCUCGCUGGACUCCGAAGAUUCGGGGGCCAAGAGCCCGGGCAUCCACAGCUUCACUCUUUGUCCCCGCGGCUGGACCGGCAGCCUGCGCCUGAAGCCAGGGGGGCUGCCAUCGGGGGCCCCCUGCACCUCCUAGACAAGCCAGCCCUGGCCAUGGCCACCCCCUCUCUGACCCCGCCAGCCUCGGCAAUGCCACCCUCUGACCCCGUGCCAGGAACACCCCAACCCUCGGGGCUGCGGUUCCCAAAAACCAUCAUCCCUGCUCCCUGACUUGGCCCCUUGGCCUGCCGGGGGGGUCAGGUGCCUCCCACCUGCCCGCCAUCCCAUGGCCCUGCUCUAUUUUUACCACCCUAACCUUUUGGGGCAGGAGUGCCUGGUCAGCAGGCAGCACAGGCAGCGCAGGCAGCAUGGGCAGCAGAGGUGAGCCAGCCCCUGGCACGGGUUCGUCCCUCUGCAGCGCCACGCCAUGUAUCAGGGACAGGCUCCGCAAUCCCCUGUAAGUCCCCUGUCCCCAGAGCCAGGGUGUCACUGCAGCUGUGCUUUCCCAGGGUGGUACAGCCAGUGCCGCUGCCCGUGGGCUCAUGGUGUCCCUGCCAGGGUGGGCAGCACCGAGUGGGUGCUGCAGCCAGGGCACCCUUUCCCAGCCUCUCCCAGCCUCCAGAUCUGGCUGGUUUCAACUGAAAUCAGAUUUUGGGGAGGAACAGUCAAUUUUGUAUUCCAGCCCCAAAGGUCUUCAUUGCCUUCUUUUUUUACUUUUGAUUCCUUCUCAAAGAAAUUCCCUCAAGUCUUUCCCCAGUGACCCAAAAGAGAGCCAAAGUUAUUUAUUGCCACAUCAAGGGGACCAUUUACAGGUGCUUUCCCACUCUGCCUGGACGAGAGUGACAGACCCAUCCUGUACCCUGUCACUGUCCCCAUCCCCAGGCUCACCCCAUCCCUGUCCCCACCCCUGUGGGAUGGAGGGACAUGGGUGACCAGCCAUUGCUGUGGCAACCUGAACUGGCGGGAGGACAUGGGGGACUGAGGUGCAGGGCAAAGGAAGCGCUAAAUGUUGCAGAAGGUUUGACGGAGAUGUCAGUGCAGGAGACGAUGCUGAGAGUGUCUUGGGGACAGGCUGAUGUCCCCACGGGGAGCUGCUCAGGGCAGCAGUGUCAGAGUGAAGCUUGAGAGAUGACAGGGAGAGGAGGGAAUCAGGGUGGACACAGUUCCGUGGCAGAGCCUGGGGAGAGCAGUGGAUGCCCAGGGAGAGCAAUGGGUCCCCAGAGCACUUGUCUCCAGCCAUGGGGAGUAGGAGCAGUCGGGGUGCCAGGAGAUGCUACAGCAGUGACAGCAGCUCCCCCCACCAGAGGACACAGCCUUGGUGCUAGUAAGAGCAGCACUUAGGUGGGUGUGCUUGGGCUGCCGGGGCUCUAGCACGUUCCCCUGUCACCCCUUCCUUUUCCCUGGGACACGCCGUUGUCACCAGCCCACCCACGUCCCCCAGGGUCCCACCGCCCUGCAGCCUGCCCCUGCCAGGGCACAGCCCCCGCCUCGCUCACCAGCCACCACGACCCGCCUUUGCCACACAGCUGUGUACCCAGCUCAGAAAUAAACUGCCGUUAUCCCA
Messenger RNA from Columba livia (rock pigeon), 5085 nucleotides. It is a transcript of the gene SYNPO, whose product is annotated as synaptopodin. Gene Ontology annotation, biological process: spine apparatus assembly; modification of dendritic spine; positive regulation of actin filament bundle assembly. The transcript has 4 exons. Gene Ontology annotation, cellular component: Z disc; stress fiber; spine apparatus. Gene Ontology annotation, molecular function: actin binding. The record is from RefSeq and is a predicted model, not a curated record. The coding region runs from base 478 to 3618 and encodes 1046 amino acids. NCBI's taxonomy places the organism in Eukaryota, Metazoa, Chordata, Aves, Columbiformes, Columbidae.